This is a messenger RNA of Thecamonas trahens ATCC 50062, 1187 nucleotides long. Its product is annotated as GNS1/SUR4 family protein. The record is from RefSeq and is a predicted model, not a curated record. Lineage: Eukaryota; Apusomonadida; Apusomonadidae. Gene Ontology annotation, molecular function: fatty acid elongase activity. Gene Ontology annotation, cellular component: endoplasmic reticulum membrane. The transcript has a single exon. Gene Ontology annotation, biological process: fatty acid elongation, saturated fatty acid; fatty acid elongation, monounsaturated fatty acid; sphingolipid biosynthetic process. Bases 42 to 1016 code for a protein of 324 amino acids.
CACUCGCGCAAGUAGGAGGAAGUGUACAGGUAGUGUACAAGAUGGAGAAGUUGCUUGGAGAACAAGUUGCUCAUGUGCUGGGAGUGGAGGGCGUUUUGGUGGAGCCGACGCAGGUGGCGCUGAAUGGUGAUGGCUUUGAAGCUGCUGGCUUGUUGGAUGCUACGACAUUUGUGUGGAAGGUGGGUACCACACCACUUGCUCAUCCGUUCUACAUUGUCAUCACUUGGAUCAUAUAUCUCUCGCUUGUCUUUGGUCUCAAGGCUGUUGUUGGCUCGCGAUGGCCCACAAAGUACAUCUCGGCAAUCCACAACCUCGGUCUCUGCUUGGCAUCGGCUGCCAUGCUCGCCUCUAUCAUCGUGUGGAUGGCUGUGCAGGUGAGCGCUGGCCACUGGCAGCGGAUCUUCUGCUGGCGGAGCAUGCCUGGGGCUCCUGGUGGGCAUGACGACCCAGCGGCGACCGAGAUGAUCACCGACUCGGUUCUCGUCUACACCGUCACCAUGUACUACUACUCCAAGUGGUGGGAGCUCCUCGAUACGGUCCUCCUCGCUGUCACUCUCAAGCCGCUCAUCUUCCUCCACGUCUACCAUCACUGCGUGGUCAUCGCCAUGGUCUGGAUGUGGCUGCAGGGCGGGUCUGUCCUCGCCUUUGGCCUUGGUGCAGGCUUCAACACCCUCGUCCACGUCUUUAUGUACUACUACUACAUGCAGCGCUCGCUCGGCAAUAAGGUCUGGUUCAAGAAGCACAUCACCAAGCUGCAGAUCAUCCAGUUUGUCUCGUCUUUCCUCCUUGCCAUCCCCUACCUCGGCCUCACUUUCGGCUACAUCCCGCUCAACAAGCGCUCCUUCCCAAGCGCCUCGCCCGGCGACAUGCCGCUCCUCGGCUCACCAGUCGGCCACCAGUGCUCCGGCUGGUACUCGUUUGUCUUCUCCUCCUUCAUCAACGCCUCGUUCCUCUACCUCUUUGUCGCCUUCUUCCGCUCAACCUACAACCGUCGCAAGAAGGACAAGCAGGCGUAACUUUAUCUGAUCGCCAAGUACUCGUAUCUCCGUCCGCAUGCGGUACCUGGCGAGUGAUGGCACCAGCGAGGAGCUUGGGCCACCCAUCGAGUCUGACGCCUCCCCUCGCUCGCGGUCGCAUCCAUGUCUUCGUCGACAUCGGUAAGCCAUAAAGUUGCUGACUACUACCCA